This is a messenger RNA of Poecile atricapillus (Black-capped chickadee), 3010 nucleotides long. RefSeq names its product arylsulfatase G (gene ARSG). The coding region runs from base 1153 to 2766 and encodes 537 amino acids. NCBI's taxonomy places the organism in Eukaryota, Metazoa, Chordata, Aves, Passeriformes, Paridae. The record is from RefSeq and is a predicted model, not a curated record. Gene Ontology annotation, molecular function: arylsulfatase activity. The transcript has 12 exons.
GACAGCUGGGGACAGCUGGGUCCUGGCCAUCCCCAACCCAGCCUCAGAUCCCCACAGCCAGUGCAGAGCUCCUGGUGCAGGACCCAGAGGGAUUUUGGCAGAUCUGCAGCUUCAUCCCCCUUUGGCCAUAACUUUGUACUCAAGACAUCGUAUUCCACAGCUCCAUCUGCUCCGUGGAGCUCUGCCACAGCUCUGUCUUUGCCACUGCUCUUUGGAGGGUUUGUCCUUGAACCUUUCCAUCUCUGGAGGCCAAAUCCUGCCCUAAACUGCUGGAUGUGCUUAAUCCUGGGUAUUCCUGGGGUUUUUUGCCCUCUGGGUUUGUAUGGAUUGCUGUCUCCUGACCUCUGGGGCAGCUCCCUCUGGCAGCCAGGCUGUGCUCCCUGCUCUGGCAGCGGUGGGGCAGCGGGAGCAGAACUAAAUUUAGACAAUGAGCUUCAGACACUUGUCACUUGUCAUAAACGAAGGCAGGGCCCUGUAUGUCCCCCUCGUGGGGCUGUGCCCCUGCAGCACUUGGGAGAAAGCCCUUGGCAAGCAGGAGGGAGCACGGGAUGGCAGGAGAUGGGAAACCACCCCAGCCUGAGCAGUGGGUGCAGGACAGGGGCACUCCGUGUUCCCAGUCCUGUCCAGGGGAUGCUGUAAGGAUGGACUGACAGAGCCCCAGCAGUUUCUUCUCCGCCCAAGGGCUGAGGGGCUCAGCCUGCAGGGAAGGAGCCGUUUUUGGACACAAACAUCCCUCUGGCUGCGGUGAGGGGAGAGGAGCUGCCGCGGCGGCGGAUCGAACCCGCUCCUAGAGGGGAAAAUACCGCUUCGGUUUGGUGGCUAAUUAGAUAUUUACCAGGAAGGAAGGAAAGAUAUAAAUAGGGUGACAGUGACUUCAAAGGGUGUUUUUUGACUUCUAAGAAUAACACCUUUGCUGGCGCCGAUUUCGGGAAUAUCGGCUGCGCCUGGGUGUGAAAGACGGAGGAGGUGUCGCAGCUCGGUCGGCAGCCAAGGGAGCAAACCCAGACCCCAGCCCCCGUCCGGCCCCACGGGACCAGCUGAGGAAGGGACAGAGCCCGUGGAAAGCUCAGCUGCAUCCGCAGGGACACAGCAGGGGGAGUUUGGGGAACACCGCCGGUGCUGCAACGCGGGCAGGAGGGGACGUGUGGCACCAUGGGGACCCCAUCCCCGUCCCCGUGGGCGGUGCUGGCGCUCACCCUGGCUCUGGUGGGACUCUGGGCUCCCUGUGUGGUGAGCAGGCAGCCCAACUUCAUCGUCAUCCUGGCUGAUGAUGUGGGCUGGGGGGAUCUGGGAGCCAACUGGGCGGAGACGAAGGAAACCCCGCAUUUGGAUCAGUUGGCUGCCGAAGGAACAAGGUUCGUGGAUUUCCACUCCGCUGCAUCCACGUGCUCCCCGUCCCGCGCCUCGCUGCUCACGGGGCGCCUGGGGGUGCGCAACGGGGUCACCCACAACUUCGCCAUCAGCUCGCUCGGGGGCCUCCCCCUCAACGAGACCACCCUGGCCGAGGUCCUGCGGGAGGCUGGCUACAGCACCGGGGCGAUAGGCAAGUGGCACCUGGGGCACCACGGCCGCCAUCACCCCAACUCCCGCGGCUUCGACUACUACUUUGGGAUCCCCUACAGCCACGACAUGGGCUGCACCGACAGCCCUGGCUACAACCUGCCGCCCUGCCCGCCGUGUGCGCGGCACGGCGCCGCCACCAGCAGGGUGGCGAGGAAGGACUGCUACACAGAGGUUGCCCUGCCUCUCUUGGAGAACAUCACCAUCGUGCAGCAGCCCGUGGAGCUGGGCAGCCUGGCCAGGCGCUACACGGAGGAGGCGGUGCGGUUCAUCCAGAGGGCCAGUGACAGCGGCCGUCCCUUCUUCCUCUACCUGGCCCUGGCCCACAUGCACGUCCCGCUGACCCCCCCGCUGCCCCCCGCUCCGGGCAGGAGCAUCUACGGAGCCUCCCUGAGCGAGAUGGAUGCGCUGGUGGGACGGAUAAAGGAGGUCGCUGACAGCCUCGGGAAGGGCAGCACACUCCUGUGGUUCACAGGUGACAAUGGCCCCUGGGCUCAGAAGUGUGAGCUGGCGGGACGCCUGGGGCCGUUCGUGGGUGCCUGGCAGAGGCAGCGAGGUGGGAGCUCAGCCAAGCAAACGACCUGGGAAGGAGGGCACAGGGUGCCAGCCCUGGUGUACUGGCCCGGCCGUGUCCCUGCCGGGAGGACGAGCCACGCUCUGCUCAGCAUCCUGGACAUCUUCCCCACGCUGGUGGCCCUGGCUGGGGCGGCGCUGCCCCCGAGCAGGCGCUUUGAUGGCUUGGACGUGUCCCCAGCUCUCUUUGGCUGGUCAGACGUGGGGCACAAGGUUCUGCUCCACCCCAACAGCGGUGCAGCCGGGAAGGUCGGUGGGAUCGAGGCGCUGCGGCUGGCUCAGUACAAGGCGUUUUACACCACAGGAGGGGCCGUGGCCUGUGAUGGCAGCACGGGGCCGGCGGAGCGGCACCAACCACCCCUCAUUUUCAACCUGGACCGUGACCUCCAGGAGCAGGAGCCUCUGGAUGUGGCAUCCAGGGAGUACCAGGCAGUGCUGCCUGUGAUCAGCAGGGCUUAUGCCCAAGCUCUGCAGGACAUUGCAGCAGACAAUGUCUCGGUUGCAGAUUAUUCCCAGGAUCCAGCUGCAAUUCCCUGCUGCAACGUGCAGCUCGUGGGCUGCCGGUGCCACGGGGCUCACGGGGCCACACAGGAUCCCCACGUGGAAGAGAGAACACCACGGCUUUGUCUUUAAGCAAUAAUUGCUCAGGCUGCUCCUUUCCCAAGUGUGGUGUCUGUGGACUCCAGGCUGGAGGUGGCCAUGGAGAGGGAUGGAGGCUGUGGUUCCCUUUGCUCCGUGCUGGGAGGAGGGAGGUGAGUUGGGUGUGGGUCUGGGGGAGCACACAGAGGGUCCCCCUUGGACCCUGGGCAUGUGGAAGGCUUUUUGUGGGACUCUUUAUCUGGGAAAUAGACAGCUCUGGGAUUAAAACUACCUUCUG